This is a messenger RNA of Rhopilema esculentum, 2585 nucleotides long. Lineage: Eukaryota; Metazoa; Cnidaria; Scyphozoa; Rhizostomeae; Rhizostomatidae. The record is from RefSeq and is a predicted model, not a curated record.
AUUCUCCACUUUGGUGUUGGUGACGAGGAAAAAGGGAUUUGAUAGGAAGUGAUUACAGCAACAACCACAAGGAGGGGCGAGAGGCCAAAGCCAAAGACGGUAGACUGGCCUAGUGCUUGUUUUGGUGUUACUUUCUACACACUUCCUUGCUAUUUACUUACUUAUGGCUACCUACUUGGGACACGAAAUCCCAGACAUCGUCGUCAAAAGUCUCUUCAGUAAAUACGAUAAAGACAGCAGUGGGUCACUAUCGCCAGAAGAAGUUAAAACCUUACUGGUUGAGGAUUUAGCCAUAAGCAAAGAUGAAGUCGAUGCCUUUGCCUUGUUAAUGGACCGAGACGCCAGUAAUAGAGUUACUUUAGAGGAGUUUACAAAAUUUUUACGUGACCCAAACCAAUCAGGUUUGAUAAGGGACCCUACUGGCUCCAAAUACCAUAUACUUUUGCAAGCUGUGAAUUACUUUAGACAGUAUGAUGUUGAUCAAAGUGGUGCUCUUGAAACGAAUGAAUUUUCAAAAUUGAUGCAGUCACUGCAAGUGAAAGAGGAAGCUGUUGCUGCAGCUCUGAACGGCAUCGACAAGGAUCACAACGGGAAAAUAUCAUUUAAUGAAUUCUUAAAAUGGUUAAACUGGAUUCCCAUUGAUGAUAUAUAAUAAUAUAUGUUAUUGUACCUUACAGAGUAUGAUGUCCUCGCAGCCUAAUUUGAUUGUGAUCAACAGUUGUCAGACCACGACUGAAAUGUUUUGAUUAUUUUUCACAAGUUUGGAUGAAAGAAAUCUGACCUGCACCCAUGCCUCCUAAAUAAGUGGGAGUUAUAGGUUUCACCCUGCCUUGUAAUUUGAAAAUGUUUAAAGUUCAAGACAAAAUACACUUUGGUCAAUCAGAGACCAUGGAAGUGGGAGUGAGAGUGGCUGAUGCCCCCCUCCCCAAUAAUUCCCAAAUUGUAAUAAAAGUCAUGCAAUAAAUAAUUAUUUUGUUUGGUUUCAAAAUAUCCUUCGUUAGAAUCAUAGAUAAAUUCAAAUUUUCUAUGCCAAACAUGUAGCAAUGAUAGAUAAAUCAGUUUUGCUCCAGCUACCAGGCUAGAUUUUUAAAAAGUGAAAUUCAGUAACAACACAUAUUUUUAGGACAGAGCAAAAAGGGGCAAAAAAAUUAAAGUUUUAAGAUUAUUUGUGUCAUGUUUCUUAUUGAAGGAGAAAUUAAAGAAGAGUUGGUUUGAAAAAAUAUGGAACAUAAAAAGCACAAAACAUCAGAGACAAAGAAUUUCAAAAGCACACUAUUUAGGAGUAGUUUUCUGUACUUUGAACCUAAAUUCCACAAAUUUGGUGGGGAUCGAGAGAUUAUUUUUAUAUUUUAAUUCUCUGACAUGGUAUUAUUUUCUGUACUUAAUCUACAAAUUCUCAGUAAGCAUAUUUAUUUAAAUGUCUAAGACUCAUAGCAAAUCAUAUAUGUUUUUAAUAUGGCCAGGCACUGCUGACCAUGGGGGUUUGGGGCCCCUUUACCUGACACUCCACCAUGCUUGAUUGUGACAUAGAAUGGUGUAAAGAAAAGAGCUCUGAAUAAAUUUGAUUAAAUUAAGUCUUGAUGGAAAUUAAGGAAGUUUUCUCUGAAGAAGAUGAAAUUUAAAGCCCUUAGAUCUUUUCAAAAGGGAACCUCCAUCUAAAUUGCAAACUGGAAGAAUAUAACCAAAAAGAGCAGUUACAUUUCUUCUUAGAUCUUCAAAGGUCAAAAUCAAUAUGAAAUCAUGAUAAAUCGUGCUUUUAAAUAUGGUUAGAGCAAAUAGUGAUUUUGAUUUGCUUAGAGGCAGUUCCCCAGUCUUCCCAUCUGUAUGAGAAAUUCUGUUGUCAUGGACAGCCUUCUAUCGAUAGUUGUCAUGCUAAGGGGUGUAUUGGGCAAGCCUAUGCAUCAAGUUUUCACAUUUUUCAGAUGAUUCACAAUUUCUUAAUCACAAGAAGUUGGAGAAUAAAUUUCAGAAGUUGGAGAAUAAACUUCUUGGCAAGCCAAUCUAAUUGAGACAUUACUUUUGUCACAGGGAUGUUGCUGUAAAAAGGCCUUCCAAAAAACUCCCAUAAACGAAAGUAAAAGUAUAAAAGACUACUUUUUGUCAUUAAAAUAAGGGUUAAGCCCUUCUUAGCCCCCAGCUCUACAAUCCUGGUUUUUCAGAAUUUGUAGUGAGAAAUGCCCCCUUUGCAGUUAACCCAUGAUAUCUCUGGCUGAUUAAUACAAGUUAAUUUAAAUACACUUGUUCAGGAUGCUGCAUUUUUUCCAAACCAACAUGCUGUAAAAUCUCAAAAGAAAUGGCUAAGUUUGGUUUGCAUUCUUGUUAUCCGAAAUUACCCCAAUUUUAGGCUAAAUUUGAUUAUUUAGCAUAAGUAUUAAUUUCUUCCAGAAGUACAAAUGCUUUUCUGUAGCUUUGUUGGGUUAGGAUUUGAUCUAAUCUGUUUUCCAGAUGCUAUUUCUACUUGGGUUGAAAAUCCAUAAUGAACCUAUUUGGAUUGGACUAUCAUACUCACGCAAAUAUUUAUCUAAACUCGAAAAUAUCGAUUUACACGUGUCGCCAUAAGUAUGUUUACGAACUGCUUAUAGAAA